AUGGCUUCUCCGGUUAGAAAACCCUUGAUAUGUUCCCUCCAGGCUCCUCUCAAAAUUGGUGUCGACAAAAACUGGGCAAAUUUUAAUUCUGGUUAUAAAGUCAUUCAGGUAAAUUUCCCAAGUUUAAUAACACCAGAGGUUGAUGAAAUUCAUUUUAAGAAUAACUACACUGCUCUCCUUUCCAUUAAAGUAAAAUUCCAUGAGCAAACAGAAGCAGAAUCUGGGAAAUGGAAGACUUGCUUGAAAAGAUACAAGCUGAUGCCUCAUCCACAUACUGAAACUGGAUCCCAAAGCAGCUUUGUUGUCAACAACAAACAACUGACAUGUGACCUCAACAAUAUACUGGCUUUGAAGUUUAUCCUUCAGCAACCUUCUCCUGUUUGGUUGGAUUUUUCAAUCACUGAUGUUAAAUUGUAUAAAAAUAUACGAGUGAGUCCUGAGACUCCUUAUCAGAACAAUCUUUUUUCCAAGUGGAUGAAAGAGGAAGAAAAUAAAAAUGACAAUCCUAAAAAGCUUGACCUUGAUGUUGCAGCCAUCUCCUCAACAAUGCAACAAAUGUGGGCUCUCACUCAGCAGAUAUCAAAUGUCAAAUGUGAUACAUCACUAGGAAGAUAUGAGAUUGAUGGAAUAUAUGACAUAAAUUUGCUGACCUGA
Acanthosepion pharaonis is the source of this 654-nucleotide messenger RNA. Lineage: Eukaryota; Metazoa; Mollusca; Cephalopoda; Sepiida; Sepiidae. The record is from the annotation of a GenBank genome assembly.